AUCGCUGUACUCGGUCGCUCUAACCGGAAGAUGUUACAGCAUGGUGAUGGAUUCUGUUAGUUAGCAGGUUUAUUUAGUUAAAAUCACAUUUAAGAUCAUAUUUAUCUGUUUAUAUUACGGCAGGAUUUUUCUGUGACUAAUGGCUGUUGGUCGGACAGUGUGUCAGAUGCUGCAACGCAGUCUGGUGUCCAGCGCAGCAGCUGCACGCCUCUCUUCUGCAGAAGUGCGCAGUCAACGCAGCUCUCUGUUCUUUAAAGAGCAGACGCGUCAGCGCGCUCUCUAUCCACGCACAGAGAAGAUCGAGGUGACCCUACAGGGGCCCGGACUCCAGGGGUCUCUACUCAUCAUGAACAAAGGCGUAUCAACGCCACACAGCUGCACACGCCAUCUGUCCGAGUGGCAUGUGAAGAGUUCUGCUUUCGCUCUAGUCGAUGGGCAGCCGUGGCACAUGCAUCGACCUUUGACCCGCUCCUGUGACCUCACGCUCCUCACUUUUAAAGAUGAAGCCCCGCAGAUAGUCAAUCAGGCUUACUGGCGUUCCUGUGCGGCUCUUCUGGGACAGGUGCUCGAUGGAGCCUUUAAAGACGAAUACAGUGUUGAGCUUCUAAAGAUUCCUGAAGUACCAGUGAGCGCCGGUGCCUUUUGUUGCGAUGUGGUUCUGGACCCUCGGUUAGACUCGUGGACCCCUACAGAGGAGAAUCUGCGCUCUUUAACCCGCGAGGCUCUUCAGCUCAUUCAGAAGGAUAUUCCAUGGGAACCUUUAGAGGUUUCACCGUCGGUAGCGCUGGAGAUCUUCUCUCACGGCAGGUAUAAACAGGAGCAGGUUGAAGAAAGUGCAGCUCAGAGUCAGAACGGGACAGUUUCGCUAUACAGGUGUGGAGAUCAUGUGAUGUUGAGCGACGGUCCUCUGGUGACCCGGACGGGUAUGUGCUCGCAGUAUGAGGUCACAGCCAUACAUACGUUAGGAGAGAGAGCGUGGGGUGUGCAACGAAGAGCUCAGGGCCUGUCGCUGCCUGUCAAUCUCACCGCUCAUCAUACAAUUUGGAGAAAACUGCGCCAGAGAGCGGAGAGACUAGUAGAGAUUUCCUCAUCCUCCCCAGUGACUCCACCCCUCACACACGAGGCCACGCCCCCUUCCUCCUCCCCUCAGCAGUAAUCUACACCUCUACCCCAGCAUUCAGUGUUUGUAUUGUCAUGUUCAAUAAACAAGCGGACAAAAA
Triplophysa rosa is the source of this 1220-nucleotide messenger RNA. It is a transcript of the gene mrpl39, whose product is annotated as mitochondrial ribosomal protein L39. The coding region runs from base 140 to 1156 and encodes 338 amino acids. Gene Ontology annotation, cellular component: mitochondrion. Gene Ontology annotation, molecular function: nucleotide binding; RNA binding. The transcript is spliced from 10 exons. NCBI's taxonomy places the organism in Eukaryota, Metazoa, Chordata, Actinopteri, Cypriniformes, Nemacheilidae. The record is from RefSeq and is a predicted model, not a curated record.